Eucalyptus grandis is the source of this 1245-nucleotide messenger RNA. RefSeq lists its product as uncharacterized. The coding region runs from base 15 to 971 and encodes 318 amino acids. The record is from RefSeq and is a predicted model, not a curated record. NCBI's taxonomy places the organism in Eukaryota, Viridiplantae, Streptophyta, Magnoliopsida, Myrtales, Myrtaceae. The transcript is spliced from 4 exons.
GCUAAACAACGCCUAUGAAUGUUUGGUAUAUUUUCAGUGCCACAAAGCUUUCCCGCAAGAAAUGCAACGAGAAAAUAACGCCGGGCAAAUCCUGUCCACUCAAUCGCAAUAAAAGAGUCUGGAGAAAAUGUAGAAAAAAUGGAAACUCUCGCAAGACCCCAGAAGAAUUAUCAGCUUUGGUUAUUACAACAAUGAGUUCACAGGCCUCUGUUUCUUCCUGUUUGUUCUCAAGAAGUUCGUCCCAAGCAUCCUCAAUCAAGCACUCCAAUUCACCCCUCCGACAGUUCCCUCGUACCAGAUUCGCCGGUUUUCCUUCCUCCAGAGGUGCGAGCCCUCCUCUCGUGAGAUGCCCGAGGGCAGGAAUUAGAGCAACUCUGGAUGAAAGGGACCAGAUUGCGACCACCCCACUUCUUGUUCAAGAAGAGCAGCCCAACAGAGAAAUUGCAGAGGGUAUAAAAGUUCUGAAGGAUGCUGCGAAGACUAGAAAGGUUCCGGCAGAGGAGGUUCUUUCUGCUCUCUCUGUGAUUGAGAAAUCGAAGCUCGAUCCGUCCGGGUUUCUCGGGACGUUGGGCGGUUCAGAAUCACCAGGGAGGACAUGGAUGCUCAUCUUCACAGCGGAGAAUAAAUUGAAGAAAGGACGGUAUUUCCCAUUGACGGCCGUUCAGAGGUUUGAUGCAGCUGGACAGAGGAUCGAGAAUGGGGUGUACCUUGGCGGGCUUGGCUAUUUGACAUUUGAGGGUAGACUGUCGUGGAAGAAGCGAAUACUGGCCUUUAUUUUUGAGUGCGUAAGGAUUAAAAUCGGCCCUUUCAAUCCGUUAGAAAUUGGCCUUGGCCAACAGGGGGACAGAGAGCCAAGCACCAAGGAUCCUUUCUUUAUCUGGUAUUACGUUGACGAGGAAAUAGCAGUUGCUCGAGGGAGAAGCGGAGGAACUGCUUUCUGGUGCCGAUGUCGCCUCGUGACUAAUUUUUGAUAGUCUGAUGAUUGCUAUUCCAUCGACUUGAUAAGUAUUCUUGUAUCUUAAAACCAGUUCUAUCUACACUCAGUUAUCCACGACAGAGAUGAGAAAAUGUUCGGAAUGCACACAUUUGUACAUAAUCAAGGAUGUUAGGUUAGGUUUGCUGUUACUCCGUUUAGUAAACUGUUUUCCCCAGGAUUUGUUUUAAGUGUGAAUUCUUACUGUAAAAAAAGGUGUCCCGUUUCUUUCUUUCUCCAAAUCCUCGCAUAAUAAAGACUGCUUAUUCCAA